AAGUGAACCUUGUUCCAAUCCAUUUCUCCCCUUCUUUCUUCUAUCACCUUUCCAACCAAAAGCUUUUGUUAGGAUGUCUCGUCCGAGGCUAGGUAAAAAGCUUCAACCUGCUAAGAAGGCUUGGAAGAGCUUUUCCAACAAACUGCAAUCAAAACUCCACAAACUCAACAUUCGAAAAGCCAUCAAAGCCACCUUCAAACGCCUCCUUGACACCUUGAAUUCCCUUCGCCACUUAAUACCCUCGAAGGGUCGUCGCUCUCUCACCAGUAGAAGACCAGAUGCUGCUUCUAAUUACCAUGUUCAUAGCAAGAACAUAUCUGCCAUACGCAUAGAUGACCUCUUUACUGAGCCUGCUUCUUCCAUGCAUGUGCAUGCCAACAAGACUCAUGUACAAGGGGAAACAAGCAGAGGCAAAGAGGUGAUUGGCAAGAAAGAUUUGGCAGGAGGGAACAAUGAUAUGAAUACUAUUGAAGAUGUAUGGAAGGCUGUGGUGGCUAAGUCACCUCAGCUGCAGGUGGAUGAGAAGGCAGAGGAGUUCAUUUCCAAGUUUCGUGAAGAUAUGAGGCUUCAGAAGGAGAGAUCCAUGCUGGAAUUUCAGGAAAUGCUAGCCCGAGGUGUCUGAAAUUUAUGUCCAAUAUUCUGUCACGCAGUACAAGAUUCAUAGUGACUUUUGUCUAUAGAGCAUUGUUUGGGAUUGUGUUCUUUGCUUUGGAUUCUGUUGAAGGUAGACUAGUUAAAGUGGUCUCUCUUUUUUUUGCCAAAAAUCUGGGACAAGAUAUAUUUAUUCUUUUAGGAUUUCGUCAGGAAUAUUUUUCUUUUCUCAUCGUUUUUAUCCUUCAUUCUAGUAACCCACAAAUAUGUAAUCAAUUGUGCAUUAACAUGUAUCGGAUAAACAGCUUGUAUACCU
Molecule: messenger RNA, 907 nt
Organism: Cajanus cajan (pigeon pea)
Lineage: Eukaryota; Viridiplantae; Streptophyta; Magnoliopsida; Fabales; Fabaceae
Source: RefSeq, a predicted model, not a curated record